GCAGAGCCAUGUCGGGGGUAGGGGCGAAGCGGGGGGCCGGCGAUAUGGGGGGCGGCCCCCCCGAAAAGAAACCGCCCCGCGAAGAGCAGCCCCCCACCACUCUGAUUGAACCCCUGCGCCUCGGCGGCAUCUCCUCCACGGAGGAGAUGGACCUGAAGGUGCUGCAGUUCAAGAACAAGAAACUGGCCGAGCGGCUGGAGCAGCGUCAGGCGUGCGAGGACGAGCUGCGCGAACGCAUCGAGAAGCUGGAGAAGCGUCAGGCCACCGAUGACGCCACCCUGCUGCUGGUCAAUCGGUUUUGGGGACAGCUGGACACGGAGGUGCAGGCGCUGCUGCGGCGCUACGAGGGGGAGGGGGGUGCCCCCCCUGCCCCCCCCGGGGAUCCCCCCGAACCCCGAUCUGAGGGGCCUGAGCCCCCCCCGGCCCCCCCCGGUGAGGCCGAGGGUCCCGAUAGGAGGGAGCCCUGGGGGGUCCCCGCUACCCACCCCCCUCCCCCUCCUCCUACUGUCCCCCCCCCUCCUCCUCCUCCUCCCUCCACCCCUCCCGGAAUCGGGGGUCGCCUCGGGGGGCCGGCGGCCGCAUUCGUCGCGGCGCUGAGCCGGAGCGGUCCCGAAGAGGGGGAGCUCCGCCUGCGCCCCCGUCUCGCCUUCGCCCCCGCCGCCGUCGCCCGCCUGGUGGAGGGGCUGGCGGGUGCCCACCGCCGCGCCCACGACCUUGGCACCCGCCUGGCCGCCCGCCCGGAGCUGGCAGAGCCGGGGCGGGUGCUGCUGCGGGAGCUGCUGCGGGAUCACCGGCGCCUGCAGGACCUCACCCUGCAGCUGCAGGAGAAGCACCACCGCGUCUCCCUGGAGCUGGCGGAGCUGCAGGACAAGGCCACCUCCGCCGAGACCAAGGUGCUGGAGAUGGGGACGACGGUGGAGGGGCUGCAGUGGGACAGCGCCAAGCUGCGCAAGCGCGAGGGACGUCUCGACCGCCACCUCGCCGAGGCCCUCGAGCAGCUGACCUCGGGCUCCUACGGCUCCGGCAGCUCCGGGGGAUUCCAGGGGGGACAAAUCACCCUCAGCAUGCAGAAGUUUGAGAUGCUGAACGCGGAGCUGGAGGGGAACCAGGAGUUGGCCAACAGCCGGAUGGCGGAGCUGGAGAAGCUGCAGCAGGAGCUCCAGCAGGCCGUGCGCGGCCACGAGCGCCUCAAGGUGGCCCUGCGCUCGUUGCCGGAGGAGGCGGUGAAGGAGACGUUGGAGUACAAGGUGCUGCAGUCCCAGUUCUCCCUCCUCUACCACGAGAGUCUCCAGGUGAAGACGCAGCUGGAUGAGGCCCGCGCCCUCCUCCUGGCCACCAAGAACAGCCACCUGCGCCACAUCGAGCACAUGGAGAGCGACGAGCUGGGGGUGCAGAAGCGCCUGCGGACGGAGGUGAUCCAGCUGGAGGACACGCUGGCCCAGGUGCGCAAGGAGUACGAGAUGCUGCGCAUCGAGUUCGAGCAGAACCUGGCGGCCAACGAGCAGGCGGGGCCCAUCAACCGGGAGAUGCGGCACCUGAUCAGCAGCCUGCAGAACCACAACCACCAGCUCAAGGGCGACGUCCAGCGCUACAAGCGGAAGCUGCGGGAGGUGCAGGCCGAGAUCAACAAGCUCCGCCUCCAAGCCAGCGGUGCCCCACCCCCUCAAGGCAGCGCCCCGCCCCCUCCGCCCCCCCAAACUGCCGCUCCCCCCGAGGAAACCGCGGCCGCUGGGGGGGCCCCGGGCACCGCCCCCGUCAAGGAAGAAGAAGGCGGGGCCCCGCCUGGUCCCGCCCCCCCAGAGCCCAAACGGGAGGUGGCUGUCGCGCCCGCCCCCCCUGAGGCGCCGCCCCCCCCGCGCCGGCCGCCCGAGGAGGAGGAGCCUCCCGGCCCCGCGCCCCCCAUUGCCGCCCCCGCCGCGCCCCCUCCGGCGCAACCCCCUCCCCCCCGCGUCAAGGAACCCCCCCCGACCCUCCCCCGGCCCGGAGCUUCCCGGGGGGGCCCCGAACGGGAGCGUCUGCGGGAGCGGGAGCGCCCCAAGGGCCCCCCCGACGAUCCCAAGAAGAAGGACUCGGAGGUGCUCAAGCAGCUGCGGGGGGAGCUGAAGAAGGCGCAGGAGAGCCAGAAGGAGAUGAAGCUGCUGCUGGACAUGUACAAGUCGGCGCCCAAGGAGCAGCGGGACAAGGUGCAGCUGAUGGCGGCCGAGAGGAAGAGCAAGGCCGAGGCGGAGGAGCUGCGGGGGCGGGCGCGGGAGCUGGAGGAGCGGGAGCGGCGGGAGAGCAAGAAGCUGGCGGACGAGGAGGCCCUGCGGCGCCUGCGCCACGCCGAGGAGCAGAUCGAGCACCUGCAGCGCAAGCUGGCGGCCACCAAGCAGGAGGAGGAGGCGCUGCUGUCGGAGAUGGACGUGACGGGCCAGGCCUUCGAGGACAUGCAGGAGCAGAACCUGCGGCUGCUGCAGCAGCUGCGGGAGAAGGACGACGCCAACUUCAAGCUGAUGUCAGAGAGAAUCAAGGCCAACCAGAUCCACAAGCUGCUGCGGGAGGAGAAGGACGAGUUGGCCGAGCAGGUCCUCGCCCUCAAGGCUCAGGUGGACGCCCAACUGCUGGUAGUGCAGAAGCUGGAGGAGAAGGAGCGGGGGUUGCAGAGCAGCCUGGCGGCAGUGGAGAAGGAGCUGGCCCUGCGCUCCCAGGCCCUGGAGCUCAACAAGAGGAAGGCGGUGGAAGCGGCACAGCUGGCGGAGGACCUGCGGGCGCAAGGGGAGCACGUCCAGGCCCGGCUGCGGGAGCUGCAGGCCUGCGCCGCCGAGAACCGGGCGGCCAAGGACAAGGAGUCCCUCAGCCUCAAACGGGCCCAGGAGGAGCUGUCGCGGCUGCGGCGGAAGCUGGAGAAGCAGCGGAAGGUGGAGGUCUACGCCGACGCCGACCAGAUCCUCCAGGAGGAGAUCAAGGAGUAUCGGGCCCGCCUGACCUGCCCGUGCUGCAACGCCCGCAAGAAGGACGCCGUCCUCACCAAGUGCUUCCACGUCUUCUGCUUCGAGUGCGUCAAGAGCCGCUACGACACGCGCCAGCGCAAGUGCCCCAAGUGCAACGCCGCCUUCGGCGCCCACGACUUCCACCGCGUCUACAUCAGCUGAGCCCCGCGGCCACCCCACGGCACCCGUGGGUGCUCCCCGACCAACUGCGGGUGCUCCCUGUCCAACCCUGGGCCUUGGAGGUGGGUCAACGCCACCUUGGAGGACCAUGGUUUCCUCUGUGUCUCUGUUAGCUGAACCCCAUGGUGAUCCUCGGCCACCCACAGGUGCCCCGUGAGACCUGUGGGUGCCCCAUAGUGACCCACAGCACCCAUGGGUGCUCCCCAGCCAACGACAGGUGCUCCCCGGCCUUGGAGGUGGGUCAACGCCACCUUGGAUGACCAUGGUUUCCUUUGUGUCUUUGUUAGCUGAACCCUAUGGUGAUCCUCGGCCACCCAUGGGUGCCCUGUCAGACCUAUGGGUGCCCCAAGGUGAACCGUGGCACCCUGAGUGCCCCAUGGUCAACUAUGGGCCUUGGUGGUGGGUCAACGCCCCCUUGGAUGACCAUGGUUUCCUCUGUGUCUGUGUUAGCUGAACCCCAUGGUGAUCCUCGGCCACCCAUGGGUGCCCUAUAGCACCUAAGGUUGUCCCACAGUCACCCAUAGCACCCACGGGUGUCCCACAAUCAACCGCGGGUCUUGAAGGUGGGUCAACGCCCCCUUGGAGGACCACAGCUUUGCUUCGUGUCUGUGUCCACUGAGCCCCGUGGUGACCCGUGGGUGCCGGAUGACACCUAUGGGUGCCCCAUGGCGACCCACAGCACCCAGGGGUGCCCCACGGUGACCUAUGGGUGGCCCUGCCCCUCCCCACCCAUCCCACCCAAUAAAGCGCUUGGAGCUGUG
Molecule: messenger RNA, 3910 nt
Organism: Grus americana (Whooping crane)
Lineage: Eukaryota; Metazoa; Chordata; Aves; Gruiformes; Gruidae
Product: E3 ubiquitin-protein ligase BRE1B-like
Exons: 19
Coding region: 9-3131 (1040 amino acids)
Cellular component (GO): nucleus; HULC complex
Molecular function (GO): ubiquitin protein ligase activity; metal ion binding
Source: RefSeq, a predicted model, not a curated record